AUGAACGUGGUGCUUCAGACACACGGUGCUAAGCACAUAUACAAGGUACCAGAAGGGCUGAGAGAACUGUGUACCGAUAUCUCGCGAGAAGUAAGUAGUUUGCUAGAUUUAAUUAGGUUAACUUAUCGACGAGCAUAAAACUCGUGAAUUCGAUCAAUUUUCCUCGAUUUUCCUAUCCAUGAUUUCUGUUAAUAUUAACUGUUAAUAUCUGUUGUUGUUAACUUAAUAAUACUGGGAACAGGUUCUUCGCUCUCAGCCAGCUGAUCUAGUCCCAUUUAUCGCCGAAUACGUGGACACGCUUCUGAUCACGCGCGAGAACACGAAAGGCACGAAAGCUUCUCCUUAAAUUCUUCCUCGAUAUAUUUCUUUUUUUCUUUUAUUUACUACUAAUCCUUUUACUUUUGCCUCUUUUUGUUCUUUUAAUGUUCACGACACGAGUGGCCACACAAAAAGUUGAAAGUUCUAAUUUGCUUUUCAACAGUCGCGGUCAAAGUCGUGAACAACAUUCUGCUGGAGAGCCAAGCAAUCCUGAGCAUACUUUAUCGGGCCGGUUUCUCUUUGGAGCAGAUCACGGUCGCGGCCCCGCGGAUCCAAAUCCAACUUGUGACGAGAGAUCAACGAUAUCGAUUCGAGACAUUCUAGAAGCUACAGGGGCUACACGCGCAGAUGCGGAGCGUGCUGCCACAGUGAUACAAGCUGCAUUUCGGGGUCAUUACGAGAGGAUGGUCUCGAGCGAAGCUGAAGGGAAGAUUCAAUGGCAAAGAGCAGUAAUGAACACGUUGGCUAUCUUGAGAAAGGCCGGUGCAACGCAAGCGGAAAUCUCCAAAGCCGCAAGACUCGUGAAAUUGAACAAUUCGAUGUUCGCAGCGGAAGCGAGAGAGGAGCUCCUGAAGAAGGAUGAACGUAUACUGGAGCCUGUGGAGGCUGUUCAAGCAGUUGCUUGGAUGGAGAUGAUGUACAACGACUCCGGUUUAACGUUGGAAAAGGCCAACGAGGCUGCCUCGAUUAUCCAAAGAGCUUACAAAAGGUAUCACGCGAAAAAACGUCGCUACGACGUGCAACAAUUGGAGACGACGAAGACAAUGGUCACCGAAGCUGUCCUCGAUACGGUGCACCGCAAGAUUUUCGAAAAGGUCACUUCCCGCGACGAUAUCCCCGCGCAGUAUGGCACGCGGGAGGAAAUGAUGGCCGCGAGCACGAAGCUUCAGCUUGCUUUCAAAGAACAAAUGAGAAAGACGUAUUUAAUAAAAGAAGAGAGGAAUUUAAGAUGUUUAGUUAGAACAGACGUAAAGGAAGUCGCGCCCACGGAACCUUUGCCUAAACCUAAAUAUCGCCCAGUAGAACUAAAGGUUCUACCAUCUGAAACGGAAGAGCCAUCAACAGAAGAAGAGAUGGAAGUGACAGAAACUGAAAUUACGGAGCCGUUGACCACGAGGCCGGAGUUACAAUCGGAAAUAGAUCGUCCAGAACUUAGGAAGAAAGAGGGACGGAGGAAGAGCAGAAAGAAGAAGAGUAGAAGUAUUAGAAAAGGAACAAAAAGCAGGGAUGGCGGAAGAGGAGAAAAAGAGACAGAAGAGAAGCCAAAUGAUGCCCAAGAGGCUGGCGGUACAGCGCACGUUGUAGCAGAAUGA
Molecule: messenger RNA, 1631 nt
Organism: Heterotrigona itama
Lineage: Eukaryota; Metazoa; Arthropoda; Insecta; Hymenoptera; Apidae
Source: the annotation of a GenBank genome assembly